This is a messenger RNA of Ostrinia furnacalis (Asian corn borer), 1836 nucleotides long. RefSeq lists its product as uncharacterized. The record is from RefSeq and is a predicted model, not a curated record. The transcript has 6 exons. Gene Ontology annotation, molecular function: nuclease activity. NCBI's taxonomy places the organism in Eukaryota, Metazoa, Arthropoda, Insecta, Lepidoptera, Crambidae. Bases 247 to 993 code for a protein of 248 amino acids.
CCUUGCCUAUUGGUGGAUAGAUGUUUUGUCUGUGGUUUGAACAGGGGAUUCCCCUCUUUAAGGUCGAUGAACAGUGAAAGAAUCGGAAAUACGUUUUUGAUUUGAAUGUGCGUAGAUGGGUAUUUAAACUGAAGGCAUAGGUAUUUGUAAAAUAUAACGUGGAGGGGAGCUCGGUAGUGGUUACUGGAAUUUCUCUGUUAUAAAAGUGACCCUUUGUGUGUUUUAAAGUUUUAAGUGCCUACUUACAUGUUUAUUGUGCGAAGCAGCAUGUCGAAGCGGACAGUCCUGAACGAGCAGUACAAGGGGCUGGUGGAGGCCAUGGCCAUCCCGGCGGAGCUGCACGAGCGAGACGGCAAGAGGUUAGCCAGCUUCGGCGCCGUGCUGCCCAUCCACUGCGCCGCGCCUGAACAGGUGGAGCAGCUGGCCAACACGACGCACCACUACUGCGACGUGUUCACGGACGAGCUGCUGGCGCCGCUGGGCGAGCUGGCCUACGUCAGGAUCGACGAGAACACGGCCGAGAAGGUGUUCAUCAACCGCAGCAAGCGCAUCCUGCUGAUCUCGAGCGACGGGCAGAUGGCGCAGUGGCGCUGCGCAGCCACCUUCGAGUCCGCCAACCAGUUCCUGGCGGGGACACCUAUCGUCAACAAGGACGGCGCGCUCGUCUCUGUCGUCACGGCUAAGCGGGGGAACAACUACGCCGUGUCCACGUUUGAGGGCGAAGGCGGGUACUUCGAGACGAGCGAACCAUGGGAGGUCAUCGACGCGCCGGCCUCGGGCCUCAUCUACGGCACGCAGGCCUUCGCAAACCGCGAGGCGCUCCGCCAGCACCUACUAUCUUUACCAGCCGCGCUGGUGGACGCGUCGUCGCCCGCGCGGCCGGCGCUGCUGCGAGGAGCCCACGCGCGCAUCGUGCUCGUGGCGCGCAACGGACGGCAGAUCGCGCACCAUUACUUGCAAGGCGUGCUCACGAACGAUAUUGAUUACUUGUAACUUUGAGACGUUUUUAAGUCUGAUUUACACGUAUUAAGUAUAUAACUAAAUUUUAACUUAAUUUUAAGGCCCAGAACACACGGUGAAACGCAAUUGCAACGAAACUGCAACUUCUAGUUACUUUUGAGUUGCAUCUAAGUUUCUGCCAUAGAAUCCGUUGAGAGACCACACAUGACGCGACCAGUUUGACAAGUUUCAAACCAGAUCAAAUUGCAUCGUAACUUUUUAACUUAAUUCCAAACGUCAAAGCUCUUGUUUACUAUGAAACUGCUUGUCAAAUCGUGUCAAGUGACAUGCCCCGUCCACCAACUUGACAGAAAAAUCAAGUUAAAAUUUAGUUAUCUACUUAAUACGUGUAAAUCAGCCUUUAAAGGUGCAAGUUCGUAGCCGAGUGCACGCAGCAGCAGCAGACGACGACGCCGCGACACGUCACUGUCUAUGCAUUUUUAUGAAAUACUUCCAGGCGACGUGUCGCUUACUACGAAUAGUAUUUCAUAAAAAUACAUAGAAACCACUAGACUAUAACUCCAUGUCGUCCGCUACAAACGUGUACCUUAAGACAGAUACGAAUCUAUUCUCGAGAAUGAUUCAAAGCUGUAUAAAGUCAUAACAUUGUUUGUUCUAAAAACAACUAACAUCUAUAAGUAAGUUCGCUAGUGAUUAAAGGACCAUGUUUAUGGUACUUCACUGACUUAACUGAACUUUAAAAUACUAUAGAAAUAAAACCACUUAACUAACUACAGAUACUAACCUAAAUACGCAACUUUAAAUACGCAAGAACAAGACAAAAAUAUCACCAAUAUUAUUGCUCGCCGUCGUAUCAUACAAUUAUUUAGUUAAUAU